Molecule: messenger RNA, 1055 nt
Organism: Camponotus floridanus (Florida carpenter ant)
Lineage: Eukaryota; Metazoa; Arthropoda; Insecta; Hymenoptera; Formicidae
Product: ribonuclease H1
Exons: 6
Coding region: 91-1029 (312 amino acids)
Biological process (GO): DNA replication, removal of RNA primer
Molecular function (GO): nucleic acid binding; magnesium ion binding; RNA-DNA hybrid ribonuclease activity
Source: RefSeq, a predicted model, not a curated record
UGAUAUUAAAGUGAAACUGUUAUAUAUUAAAUAACAAAAGUGUAUGACUCUCAGAAGAAAGAUCAUCUAUCUAAUUGAGUAAAUUUAUUGAUGAAAUUGCCUUUCAUAUUUGUAACAAGGCUAUAUUUCUUUAAUAGAAUGCCUUACUAUGCAGUUGCCAAAGGUCGAAAACCUGGAAUUUAUGCUACAUGGGAUGAAUGUAGUACUCAGGUUCUUAAAUUCCCUGGAUCCAUAUAUAAAAAAUUUGCUACGGAAAAUGAGGCUAAAAACUUUAUAAAAGAACGUUCCUCUUCUGCUGCUGGAACAAGUUUGACCAAGAAUCUUGUCUCGUCGAAAAUCGUUAAACCUAUAGAAUCAAAAGUUCUACCAAAACAAAUGUUUUCACUUGGAGGCAAACAAGCCACAGUGGCUCAGACAAAAUCAUUAUCAUCGUAUUCAAAAAGAACUUUAUCAAUAAAUAGCAAUACCAGUGAACAACCAAGUAAAAAAAGAAAAAUUUUAUCAAAUAAUCCAGACUUUACUUCAAUUCAAACCUCUGAUCAGGAUAGCAAAGAGGAUUUUAUUGUGGAUGAAGAUGACUAUGUAAAUGUCUUCACUGAUGGCGCAUGUAGUUCCAAUGGAUACAAAAAUGCACAAGCUGGCAUCGGCGUUUGGUUUCGAGAUAAUCAUCCAUUAAAUGUAUCUCAACCAGUGGUGGGACGACCCACCAAUAACAUGGCAGAAAUCCAAGCUGUCACAGUAGCUGCAAGACAAGCUAAGAAGGCAGGAAUAAAAAAGCUUAAGAUCAAUACCGAUUCGAAAUUCGUCAUCUCCUGCAUCACACAAUGGAUGCCAAGUUGGAAGAAGAGAGGAUGGAAGACAAUAGAAAACAAGCCAGUUAUAAAUAAAAAAGAAUUGUUGGAAAUGGAAAAAGAAUUGGAGUCACUGACUGUUGCUUGGAAUCAUGUGAAUGGACAUAUAGGAAUUUAUGGUAACGAAAUGGCAGACAAGCUGGCAAAAGAGGGCUGCUUGCUGUAUAAGUCAGAUUAAACAAUAAAGAUACAUAUAAAAAAAAA